This is a messenger RNA of Pocillopora verrucosa, 2995 nucleotides long. Its product is annotated as neuronal acetylcholine receptor subunit alpha-7. Gene Ontology annotation, cellular component: postsynaptic membrane; plasma membrane; neuron projection. Gene Ontology annotation, biological process: chemical synaptic transmission; monoatomic ion transmembrane transport; nervous system process. The record is from RefSeq and is a predicted model, not a curated record. Gene Ontology annotation, molecular function: acetylcholine-gated monoatomic cation-selective channel activity; transmembrane signaling receptor activity. Lineage: Eukaryota; Metazoa; Cnidaria; Anthozoa; Scleractinia; Pocilloporidae.
GUGAAUGUGGGAAAGAUUUCACACGCAUUGAUGUUGGAAAGGCUCUUUCGAACAGUAAAUAAAGGUGAAAAGGAAAAUCUUAGAUUUAAAUGAAAUUUUAAUCAGGCAAAAAUUCAAGCGUAAAAACAGACAGAUUGAGCUUCUCAACGCUUUAUGCACGCUAUUUAAUUAAACAGCGACGUUGGUAGCCCGGCUGAAAUCGAUCAAAAACCAAUCUUUGUUGACCAUUGGCCAUCCAGCUUACCACAUCUCAUUUUAUCAGGGAAGAUAUCUUCGGAUAGUUUUAUCGCUGACGGUUUCGAAGGAAACUCAAAGAAGACAGACGCAUAAACAGUUGGGGUUCCGCAGAGAAACGACCGCAAAAAACGAUGCUUCCCCACAGUUUAACACUUCAACAUUGCUUCCUGUCGAUUUUCACGUUUAAAGUAAUAUUGGUGACAAUGAAGUAUCAAAGUUGUCAUGCUCAAAUAAACAGAACAAAAAUUGAGCAAAGUCUGAUAAAGGCUCUCUUUAAAAAUUAUGAUUCGGAAGGAAGACCAGUUUUGAACCUGUCGACACCAGUUGUAGUCAAGUUUGGAUUAGCCUACAGUAAUCUUCAAAGUUUGGAUGAAAAGAAUCAAGUUUUGACAAGUAACGUUUGGAUAAGACAGCAAUGGCACGAUCCUUGGCUGUCCUGGAACGCAUCAAAAUACAAUGGUCUCAGCUCUAUCAACAUAAGUCCCAACUUGGUGUGGAAACCCGAUAUUGUUCUGCAUAACAAUGUCAAUGAAGAAGGAGACCAUGGCGAGCAGUAUCUGUUCGACACAAAGAUCAUCGUCAGCAGUGACGGUACAGCCACGUGGUUGUCCCCAAAUCUCAUCAAAAGUUCGUGCAAAAUCAACGUCAAGUAUUUCCCUUGGGACAUACAGACAUGUUACCUCAAAUUCGGCUCAUGGACUUUCAAUGGCUUCAAACUUGACCUGGAUUUCUACGGAGAAAAACCUGGUGCGGACUUGAGUACUUUCACACUAAAUGGUGAGUGGGAUCUGUUGUCAGCGGACGCGACGAGGAACGUGGUUUAUUAUGGAUGCUGCGUGGAACCUUAUCCAGACCUCACGUUCGAGAUAAAAAUAAAGCGGCGUACCUUGUUCUACGUGAACAACUUGAUUAUGCCGUGCAUCGUCCUAGCCCUUCUCACAGCAACAGCGUUCCUCUUUCCGCCUCAAACGGGCGAGAGAAUAUCUCUUAUGAUCACCAUUCUACUUGGUAUGACUGUUUUUAUGAUCGUAGUGAUUGAAGCCAUACCGUCUACGUCAGAGGUGACUCCUCUUAUAAGUACCUACUUCUCUGUAGUCAUGAUCGAGAUUUCCCUGGGUCUCCUGUGCACCUGCAUUAGUCUCAACAUAGAGCAUCAACAUCCUAAAAUGGAACUCACAGGAUGGACACGGUACAUCUUGUUCGAGGUACUGGGUCCUAUUCUGUGCAGCAACUCUUUAAAGAGACUGAAGAGGAAACAGCUUAAAAAUAAAGUAAAAAAUGAACCAAUCGAAUGUUACGUGAAAGAGAACCGCAUCGUCCCCGACGAUGACAAAAUCGUCGUUACGAACAUAAAGUCGCAAGAGGAUGUGAAAAACAUUGUUAACGUGGAAGAGAAGGAGGUUAAAGUGGCGGGUAUGGAAAAAGUCUCCAAGUUCAUAGAUCGGGCUUUGUCUGAAGAUAAGCGCAAACUAGAAUGGCAUGUUGUUGUAAACGUUAUUGACAAUUUCUUUUUUUUUCUGUUUCUUCUGACCAUCGUCAUUUCUUCGCUGGUGGUACUCAUACAACCGAAGCCAGAGAGCUGAAAAUUUGUUGGUCAUUGCCUAGACGUAAUAUAUAGAACAAGCGUCAUUUCUUUAAGUUUUCUGGGCGGGCAGAUGGAGGCAAGUGCAGGGCUUGUGCGAGGAAAGCCCGACGAGUGAGUCACGCAAUGAAGACCGCUCAUCCCUCGCGCAUAACUCGCGUUUGACACGCGCAUGAAUUUCGCACUGAGCUCACUCCACUCGCCCGAAGAAUCGCGAGAGAAUGACAUUUUUUGUGAAGGUUAUUCUUGAUAACGUACAUUAAGGGAUUACUUGUGCAUUAAGACUUUUCAAUGAAUGCUAUAUGGGAAGAGAACUCGGUGGAUUGUCAUUCCCGUAAACGUGAAUUUUAGUCAAUUCGCAGUCUUCCGAAAUCUUGAGACCACAUAAUUGCAGGAAAGAGUUGCAGUGACCUCAAGCCAUAAGUUAGUCUUAAAGGACCCUGGUUUGCAAAACAGCGGUAUAUUUUAACAUUUUACAAUGGAGCAGAGGCACCCGCGAGGCAAGCACGCAAGAGGAGGGACGCGACCUCGCGUGACACUAGCACUCUAAAGUCGCCUUACGCUUGCUUCCGCUCUCCUGAAAGAACGCGUAAAAGAUAAGCAGCCCUAAAGGAUCUUAAAAGGACCCCUUCGAUUUAAAAAAAGAACACUAAGUUUCGUUCUACAUGUCUCAGGGCGUAAAUCAUCCGCAAUUGUAACUGUCAAAAUUAUUGUAAUAUUUUCCAGUCUUUCGCAUACUCCUCAAAACAUAAGGGAAAAGUUUUGUAGCAAACACCUUUUGACUAAGAAUGCAAUAACCUUAAGAUCAAUCUGCAUCUCACUGAUAUUUUAAGAGAGGCUGGUGUUCAUAAAAAUGGGAAGAAGUACUAGUGUAAAAAAGAGGAUUAAGACGUUUCAUUGUAACUGUGGUGUUCAUAGCCGAACAGAUUGCAAAUUAAAUUAUUCAUAGCGUAAACUAUUUGUGGAAAGCGUGACGCUUUUGUAGACAAUACUUUAUAAAUGACGGGAGGCUCUCAGCGCCAACGAUGCAAUUUUUCGGGCACCUGUUGGUUUCUAGUACUAGAUUUUAAACAAUGAAGGGAGGCUCUCAGCACCAACGAUGCAAUUUUCUCCGGCACCUGUUGGUCUAGUACUAGAUUUUAAACAAUCACGCAGGUUUCGGAAAGCACCAUGAAA